AUGUCUGGCAGAGGCAAAGGCGGCAAAGGUUUAGGAAAGGGCGGCGCUAAACGUCAUCGUAAGGUUCUUCGCGACAACAUUCAGGGCAUCACCAAGCCGGCUAUCCGUAGGCUUGCGCGCCGUGGUGGAGUCAAGCGUAUUUCCGGGUUGAUCUACGAAGAGACCAGAGGUGUCCUCAAGGUCUUCCUCGAGAGUGUCAUUAAAGAUACUGUUACCUACACCGAGCAUGCUCGUCGGAAGACU
Perkinsus marinus ATCC 50983 is the source of this 243-nucleotide messenger RNA. RefSeq names its product histone 4, putative. Gene Ontology annotation, biological process: nucleosome assembly. Gene Ontology annotation, molecular function: DNA binding; structural constituent of chromatin; protein heterodimerization activity. The transcript has a single exon. The annotation marks the transcript as partial. NCBI's taxonomy places the organism in Eukaryota, Perkinsozoa, Perkinsida, Perkinsidae. Gene Ontology annotation, cellular component: nucleosome. The record is from RefSeq and is a predicted model, not a curated record.